This is a messenger RNA of Aspergillus ibericus CBS 121593, 1045 nucleotides long. RefSeq names its product DODA-type extradiol aromatic ring-opening family dioxygenase. Gene Ontology annotation, molecular function: zinc ion binding; oxidoreductase activity, acting on single donors with incorporation of molecular oxygen; ferrous iron binding. The coding region runs from base 85 to 942 and encodes 285 amino acids. The record is from RefSeq and is a predicted model, not a curated record. NCBI's taxonomy places the organism in Eukaryota, Fungi, Ascomycota, Eurotiomycetes, Eurotiales, Aspergillaceae. The transcript is spliced from 3 exons.
GGGGAAUGUACCUUGUCGGGCUAUAUUCCUUGUUGAAGUGAUUGGCAUUGUGAAUUAUAUUGGUGCACGCUGAAGGUCGCAAGGAUGGGGUUAACGCCGGUACAUUUCUUCUCACAUGGCUCGACUAUGAUGCUAGGGGAGGAGUCUUCCUCUGCAGAUUACUGGCGGAAGUGUGGGGAUGAGGCGCUGGCACAUGGUAUUCGGGGCGUGGUGAUCAUGGGCGCUCAUUGGGACUGCUACGGAGAUCAAAUCCAAGUGUCGACGAACCCAAACCCCGACAAGAGUCCUGUUGCAUACGUGCACCCCUCCAAGUACGUGGACUACAGGCUCAACCCAGAUCUGAAGACGGCGCGGCGCUGUGUCGAUCUACUAGCCAAGGAGGGCUUCAAUGUCAGCGGCAACGACACCUUUGACUGGAUCCAUGAUGUCUAUCUCAUCCUGAUCCGGAUGUUCCCUAAUGGUUGUCCGCCUACGUCGAUUAUCUCAUUGAAUGCCCGGUACGAUCCCCAUUAUCAUAUGAAGGUUGGGGCAGCGCUUCGCCAGCUCCGAAAGGAGAAUUACCUUCUCAUUGGCACCGGGGGCGCAGUGCACAACCUGUAUCGGAAUCGGUGGGCCCCGAUGCUGCGCUUCCGGGACAACUUUGCCAUGGAUACGCCGCCUGAGGGGUGGGCGUUGGGAUUCCGUCAGGCCGUGGAAGAUGUGAUCCUGAAGAGCUCGGGACCACGCCUUCGACGCGCUAUGACACGGUUGAUGAAGCAUCCAGAGUACCGGGAUGCGCAUGCCACGGAUGACCAUUUCAUGGCGGCCAUGUUUGUAGCUGGGGCAGUGGGGGAUUGGGAGGAUGAGGGCAGUCCGGCGGUGUUGGGGGCAGAAACAUGGGAGUUGACCAACAUGUGCAAUUCGCAGUUUACGAUUGGGUCCUGGGGAAAUAAACUUGGAUAGGGUUAUGCACCAUGAUGUUCACGCUGAAUUCUGAGUCCAGUUGGCUUGGUCAUUGAUAAUCACUCAUAAAUUCCCAUCUUGCCUGUCAAUUGUGUAAAGGAAU